Messenger RNA from Nicotiana tabacum (common tobacco), 1201 nucleotides. Its product is annotated as chaperone protein dnaJ 6-like. Lineage: Eukaryota; Viridiplantae; Streptophyta; Magnoliopsida; Solanales; Solanaceae. The record is from RefSeq and is a predicted model, not a curated record.
UUAAGCCAAACGCCCCUAAUAAGGUGAUUGGACUGGCGGGAACUGGAAAAAAUUGAGGAACCAUAUGGCGGGAAUUCCUCGUCUUUAUAAACCCCUCAUCCCGAAAAAAAUUUCCACUAAUUAACUUUUACUAUUUCUCUUUCUGUACUAUAUUUUGGUUUGUCGAUAGACUUAGCGUUUGAAUUAUGGGGAAGAGAAAGAAGACGGCUAGGGUUACUGAAGAAGAAGAAGAAUUGAAGGACAAUCAAGAGCAUACCACUGCUUCUUCUUCCCAUCACAAGAGCCUAUAUGAGAUUCUUGGGGUUGAAAGAACAGCAACUCAGCAGGAGAUAAAGAAGGCAUAUUACAAGUUGGCACUGCAGCUUCAUCCAGAUAAGAAUCCAGGAGAUGAGGAAGCUAAGGAGAAAUUUCAACAGCUGCAAAAGGUGAUAUCAGUUCUUGGUGAUGAGGAGAAACGAGCACUCUAUGAUCAGACUGGCUGUGUUGAUGAUGCUGACCUGGCUGGAGAUGUUGUGGAGAACUUGAAGGAGUUUUUUCGAGCUAUGCACCCAAAGAUCACUGAGGCCGACAUUGAAGAGUUUGAAGCAAAUUAUAGAGGAUCUGAGUCGGAGAAGAAGGACUUGAUUGAUUUGUUUAACAAGUAUAAGGGUAAAAUGAAUAGGCUCUUUUGUUCUAUGAUUUGCUCUGACCCCAAGUUAGAUUCACACCGUUUCAAAGAUAUUCUUGACGAGGCAAUUGCUGCAGGGGAGCUAAAAUCAACCAAAGCAUAUGAAAAAUGGUCGAAGGAAGUGUCUAAAACAAAACCACCUACAAGUCCAUUGAGAAGGAGGCAGAAGUCAAAGAAAAAAUCAGAGGACUUGUAUGCUAUUAUUUCUCAGCGGCAAAAUGAGCGGAGAGGUAAGAUGAGUUCUAUGUUCUCGUCUCUGAUUAGCAAAUAUGGUGGGGAUCCAUCUGCUGCGGAACCCAGCGAAGAGGAAUUUGAAGCUGCUCGUACAAAAAUAGAGAGUCGAAAGAACUCCAAGCGGAAGAAAAUGUAAUAUGUUUGUCUUCUACACCUUUUUGCUGCAAAAAUUGUCAAUAGCUUAAUGCUACUAGCUAGUAGUUAAUCAGAAAUCAUUUCUAUGCCUUGCUGUUUUUGUACAUUUGACAGUAUAUGUGGAAGCUUUAUUUGCGUAACGCCAGCAUAGUGUCUUCAAUUUCA